Entrophospora sp. SA101 is the source of this 549-nucleotide messenger RNA. Lineage: Eukaryota; Fungi; Glomeromycota; Glomeromycetes; Entrophosporales; Entrophosporaceae. The record is from the annotation of a GenBank genome assembly.
AUGGGUAUUGACAUUAAGAAACAUCAUGUAAGAAAAAGAAACAGAACUGAACCAAAAAGUGAGGAUGUAUACCUCCGAUUGUUGGUGAAGCUUUACAGAGUUUUAGCAAGAAGAACAGAUUCCGAUUUUAAUAAAGUGAUUUUAAAACGUUUAUUUAUGUCACGUGUGAAUAGGCCACCGAUUUCAAUUUCUCGAUUAAUUCGUAAUUUAGCAAACAAAUCAGAUAAGAUUGCAGUUGUGGUGGGAACAGUUACCGAUGACAAUCGAGUUUUAGAUGUACCAAAGAUGUCAGUUGCGGCACUUCGUAUAACAAAAACCGCUAAAGCAAGGAUCUUAAAAGCUGGUGGUGAAGUUCUUACACUUGACCAAUUGGCUUUACGCUCACCAAUUGGUUCUAAUACUGUACUUUUAAGAGGUCCAAAAUCAAGAGAAGCUAUCAGACAUUUUGGAAUGGGUCCACAUAAAAAUGCCAAACCUUAUGUUCGUUCAAAGGGAAGAAAGUUUGAAAAGGCGCGUGGUCGUAGAGCUUCUCGUGGAUUCAAAGUUUAA